Saitoella complicata NRRL Y-17804 is the source of this 309-nucleotide messenger RNA. RefSeq lists its product as uncharacterized. Bases 1 to 309 code for a protein of 102 amino acids. The transcript has a single exon. The record is from RefSeq and is a predicted model, not a curated record. NCBI's taxonomy places the organism in Eukaryota, Fungi, Ascomycota, Saitoellomycetes, Saitoellales, Saitoellaceae.
AUGGCCAUCCCUCACGCUGGCGCUGGCGGUACUUCCUCGAUAACUCCCACUAUCUUCCCUCACACUGCCCCUAAAACUCCCCUCCCGCCCCCUGGACCCCCCCUCGCCUUCGCGGUCUCCCGACCUCCCAUCGUUCGUUCGCUCCCAAAACCUCUUACUAACCCCAUCCCUCCCCCUCAAACUGUCCAAAUACGCACGAUUCAAAUUCGUCCCGGCAACGCCCCCAAAGACUUUUGGGUGGUGGAAGUGGGGUUUGCGCAUUGCGAGGCCGACGAGGGCUGCUUUUGCUUUUUGUUUGGGGGUGGCUGA